AUGUCUCCAGACCCCAAUGCGCCAUGGACCGGGCCUGCAGCAAAGGAUAUGCUCGCAACACACACGCUUGCGCAGGAAAUCAUCAACAGGCACGAGGACCCCUGCCCAGUCCUAGGCGGAUCCGAAUUGGAGCUUCUUCGUGACUAUGUUAUGGAUGCCUCUCUGGCUCAUGCCCGGGAACUGUUGAAGGACCGUGGGAUGAUCGAUGAGGAUGGAGACGGACUCGGGUUAAGGGCACAGGGCAAGAAUUCCUUGAUCGGAUACUGCAUUGUUCGCAAUCUGGACGUCGAAAGGCGCGGCGAUGCAGCUAAAGGGCCAGGCUUCGGAACAGCGCUCACCAGCGAAGAGAUAGACCUCCUGAAGGAUUGGUUCCAGAAAGGUGCUGCUGAGGACAGGAUUGAGGGCUGGAAGGCAGGUCGCAAGGAAUGCGAAUGA
Messenger RNA from Cyphellophora attinorum, 435 nucleotides. RefSeq lists its product as uncharacterized. The record is from RefSeq and is a predicted model, not a curated record. Lineage: Eukaryota; Fungi; Ascomycota; Eurotiomycetes; Chaetothyriales; Cyphellophoraceae. The transcript has a single exon. Bases 1 to 435 code for a protein of 144 amino acids.